CCUUCAGUCGAUGGUCUCUCUGUCUUGUCUCUCCUUUUUUUUUCUUUUUUUCUUAAUAAAGGCAGCAAUUGUUUCGGGUCCUGCGUUUCUCUAUAAAACCAGGAAGAACGGGUUUAGGAGUGAAGCCACUACUGUUGCAACAUCCAGGGUCUAAGCUUUCCGAAUAACACCGAAAGACUCGGGUUUCUUUUUUUUUUUUUUUGGUGAGAGAGAGAGAGAGAUAUGGGUUCCACUGGAGUUGAGGACAAGAAGCCACAUGCGGUUUGUAUACCAUUCCCAGCCCAGGGCCACAUAAACCCCAUGCUCAAGGUGGCAAAGCUUCUCCACCACAGAGGCUUCCACAUAACCUUCGUCAACACUGAAUACAAUCACAACCGCCUACUCAAGUCAAGAGGCCCUGAUUCUCUCAAGGGCUUACCUGAUUUCCAAUUCCAUACUAUCCCGGAGGGUCUCCCACCUUCUGAUAUAGAUGCCGCCCAAGACACCCCAGCCCUAUGCCAGUCUAUCAGCACCACUUGCUUAGUUCCUUUUCGCAACCUCCUCUCCAAACUCAAUGCUGCGGCGAACAUCCCAACCGUCACUUGCAUAGUCUCUGAUGGUGCCAUGAGCUUUACACUUCAAGCUGCUGAAGAAAUUGGUGUCCCUGAAGUACUGUUCUGGACGCCCAGCGCCUGUGGCUCCUUGGCCUACAUGCACUAUCCACAUCUCAGCGAAAGAGGCCUUAUACCUCUUAAAGGUAUGCUAAAACAAAACAAAAUCCAAAAGAUUAUAAGCCUACUUCUCUACAACAUCUCACCAACUCUUAAUGUUUCGAUAACCUUUUGUAUAUGAAUAACCUUGUAUAAGGAUUAAUAUAUACACGAAUUGCUCAUCAAAUAGCUAUCGAAUGAUUGAGAACUUUUUGUCAGAUUACACCUGUAGAUUUCAGCCAUAGAUGAUUAUACAAUAGUUUCUUGUCCACAAGCUGCUUCAAAACAGAAUAUUGAUUAGUUUGGAUGAUGACUCUUCCUAGAGCAAAUGCAGGUUCUGUAGGCAGAGGAAGAUCUCCCGAAUCGCUUUCUAGGUAGAGCAAAUGCAGGUUCGUGGGUCUAUCUUCGGCGUCUCCAAUAGAGAAUUAGAGAACAAAAAGGGG
Molecule: messenger RNA, 1132 nt
Organism: Macadamia integrifolia
Lineage: Eukaryota; Viridiplantae; Streptophyta; Magnoliopsida; Proteales; Proteaceae
Product: 7-deoxyloganetin glucosyltransferase-like
Exons: 1
Coding region: 223-831 (202 amino acids)
Source: RefSeq, a predicted model, not a curated record